Molecule: messenger RNA, 7045 nt
Organism: Dipodomys spectabilis (banner-tailed kangaroo rat)
Lineage: Eukaryota; Metazoa; Chordata; Mammalia; Rodentia; Heteromyidae
Gene: Pxdn
Product: peroxidasin
Biological process (GO): response to oxidative stress
Molecular function (GO): protein binding; heme binding; peroxidase activity
Source: RefSeq, a predicted model, not a curated record
CACCGGGGAAGGGCGCAGGAUCGGCCCGACCCCGGCCUCCACCCGACCCCAGCCUCCACUCCGACCCCGGCCUCCGCUCCGACCCCGGCUCCACCCCGACCCCGGCCUCCACCCGACCCCCGGCCUCCACCCGACCCCGGCCCUCCACCCGACCCCGGGCGCCCCGACCCCGGCCUCCGCCCCGACCCCCGGCCUCCGCCCCGACCCCGGCCUCCACCCGACCCCGGGCGCCCCGACCCCCGGCCUCCGCCCCGACCCCGGCCUCCGCCCCGACCCCGGCCUCCACCCGACCCCGGCCUCCGCCCCGACCCCGGCCUCCACCCCGACCCCGGCCUCCGCCCCGACCCCGGCCUCCGCCCCGACCCCGGCCUCCACCCCGACCCCGGCCUCCGCCCACUCCGAGCGCCCCGACCCCAACUCGGGGCCUCGAUCGGCCGCGGGGGCCCAGCCUCGGCCCGGGAGCGCGGCCACGCCCCGAGGGCGCCGGCUCUGGCUGCGAGCCCGGGCGCCGCGGGGAGGGGGGCGCGCGCCGGCCGCCGUCCCCGUCCCCGCCCCGCCCCGGUGCCCGCCCCGCCCCGUCCCCGCCCCCGGUACCCGCCGCCCCCCGUCCCCGCCCCGCGCGCGGCGGGGACUCGGACCGCGGCCGGCGCGCGCCCAGUGCAGGAGCGCGGCGCGGCGCGGCGCGGAGCGGAGCGAGCGCAGCCGACGGCGGACGCGCCCGGCCCCGCGUCCCGCGAGCCGCCGGCCAUGGCCGCCCCGGGGGCGCCGCCGCCUGCUGGCGCUCGCGCUGUGCUGCGCCUGGGGGGCGCUGGCGGCGGUCGCGCCCAGGCCCGGCUCGGGCUGCCGCCGCUGCCUGUGCUUCCGCACGACGGUGCGCUGCAUGCAUCUGCUGCUGGAGGCCGUGCCGGCCGUGCCGCCGCAGACCUCCAUCCUGGACCUUCGGUUUAACAGAAUCAGAGAGAUCCAACCUGGGGCAUUCCGGCAGCUGCAGAAGCUGAAUACACUGCUUCUGAACAAUAAUCAGAUCAAGAGGAUACCCAGUGGGGCGUUUGAAGACUUGGAAAAUUUAAAAUAUCUCUAUUUGUACAAGAAUGAAAUCCAGUCAAUUGACAGGCAAGCGUUUAAGGGACUUACCUCUCUAGAGCAACUAUACCUACAUUUUAACCAGAUAGAAACUGUGGACCCAGAGUCAUUUCAGCGCUUACCGAAGCUGGAGAGGCUAUUUUUACAUAACAACCGGAUCACACAUCUUGUACAGGGGACCUUUAACCACCUGGAGUCCAUGAAACGGCUGCGGCUGGACUCGAAUGCACUUCACUGCGACUGUGAGAUCCUGUGGCUAGCCGAUCUGCUGAAGACCUACGCCCAGUCAGGGAGCACGCAGGCCGCGGCCACCUGCGAGUACCCGAGACGCAUCCAGGGGCGCUCCGUGGCCACCAUCACCCCCGAGGAGUUGAGCUGCGAGAGGCCCCGGAUAACGUCAGAGCCCCAGGAUGUGGAUGUCACCUCGGGGACCACUGCGUACUUCACCUGCAAGGCCGAGGGCAACCCCAAGCCCGAGAUCAUCUGGCUUCGCAACAACAAUGAGCUGAGCAUGGAGACAGACUCACGCCUAAACCUGCUGGAUGACGGGACCCUGAUGAUCGAGAAUGCGCAGGAGGCCGAUCAGGGCGUUUACCAGUGCAUGGCGAAGAACGUGGCCGGGGAGGCGAAGACGCAGCAGGUGACCCUCAGGUACUCUGGGUCUCCAGCCCGGCUGGCUUUUGUAAUCCAGCCUCAGAACACAGAGGUGCUGGUGGGCGAGAGUGUCACCCUGGAAUGUAGUGCUACCGGCCACCCUCAGCCACAGAUCACCUGGACCAGGGGUGACCGGUCCCCGUUGCCGGCCGACCCGCGGGUGAACAUCACCUCCUCCGGGGGCCUGUACAUACAGAAGGUCGUACAGGACGACAGUGGGGAGUACACCUGCUUUGCCUCCAACGGGGCUGAGAACAUCCACGCCACGGCCCUCAUCAUCGUGCAGGCGCUUCCUCAGUUUACUGUGACGCCAGGGAACAGGGUGGUGACGGAGGGUCAGACCGUUGACUUCCCGUGUGAGGCGAAGGGACAUCCCCAGCCUGUCAUCGCCUGGACCAAAGGCGGGAGCCCGCUCUCGGUGGACAGACGGCAUCUGGUGCUGUCCUCCGGCACGCUCAGGAUCUCCGGGGUCGCCCCCCACGACCAGGGCCAGUACGAGUGCCAGGCGGUCAACAUCAUCGGCUCUCAGAAGGUCGUGGCUCACCUGCUCGUGCAGCCCAGAGUCACCCCGGUGUUUGCCAGCAUUCCCAGGGACAUGACUGUCGAAGUGGGCAGCAAUGUCCAGCUCCCGUGCAGCUCCCAAGGGGAGCCUGAGCCGGUCAUUACCUGGAACAAGGAUGGGGUUCAGGUGACAGAGAGUGGGAAAUUUCACAUCAGCCCCGAAGGCUUCUUGACGAUCAAUGAUGUCGGCACGGCAGAUUCUGGUCGCUACGAGUGUGUGGCCCGGAACUCGAUCGGUUACGCCUCGGUCAGCAUGGUGCUGAGUGUGAGUGUUCCUGAUGUCAGUCGGAACGGCGACCCGUUUGUUGCUACCUCUAUUGUGGAAGCCAUCACGACCGUUGACCGAGCCAUAAACUCAACGCGGACGCACCUGUUUGACGGCCGUCCACGUUCUCCCAACGACCUUCUGGCCCUGUUCCGGUACCCCCGGGACCCCUACACUGUGGGACAGGCCCGGGCGGGAGAGAUAUUCGAGAGGACCCUGCAGCUUAUCCAGGAGCACGUGCAGCACGGCCUGAUGGUCGACCUAAACGGAACAAGUUACCACUACAAUGACCUGGUGUCACCGCCCUACCUGAGCCUCAUUGCCAAUCUGUCCGGCUGCACCGCGCACCGGCGCGUGAACAACUGCUCGGACAUGUGCUUCCACCAGAAGUACCGCACGCACGACGGCACGUGCAACAACCUGCAGCACCCGAUGUGGGGCGCCUCGCUGACCGCCUUCGAGCGCCUGCUGAAGGCCGUGUACGAGAACGGCUUCAACACGCCGCGCGGCGUCAACGCCGGACGCCGCUACCACGGGCACGCGCUGCCCAUGCCCCGCCUGGUGUCCACCACGCUGGUGGGCUCGGAGGACGUGACCCCCGACACGCAGUUCACGCACAUGCUCAUGCAGUGGGGCCAGUUCCUGGACCACGACCUGGACUCGACCGUGGUGGCCCUGAGCGAGGCGCGCUUCUCGGACGGGCAGCACUGCAGCGCCGUGUGCACCAACGACCCGCCCUGCUUCUCCAUCAUGAUCCCUCCGCACGACCCGCGCGUGCGCGCCGGGGCCCGCUGCAUGUUCUUCGUGCGCUCCAGCCCGGUGUGUGGCAGCGGCAUGACCUCCCUGCUCAUGAACUCCGUGUACCCCCGGGAGCAGAUCAACCAGCUCACCUCCUACAUUGACGCCUCCAACGUGUACGGCAGUUCGGACCACGAGGCCCGCAGCGUCCGUGACCUGGCCAGCCAGCGGGGCCUGCUGCGGCAGGGCAUCGUGCAGAGGUCCGGGAAGCCGCUGCUGCCCUUCGCCACGGGGCCACCCACCGAGUGCAUGCGGGACGAGAACGAGAGCCCCAUCCCCUGCUUCCUGGCCGGCGACCACCGCGCCAACGAGCAGCUGGGCCUGACCAGCAUGCACACGCUGUGGUUCCGGGAGCACAACCGCAUCGCCGCCCGGCUGCUGGCGCUGAACCCGCACUGGGACGGCGACACCAUUUACCACGAGGCCCGGAAGAUCGUGGGCGCGGAAAUGCAGCACAUCACCUACCAGCACUGGCUGCCGAAGGUGCUGGGCGCCGUGGGCAUGAAGAUGCUCGGGGCGUACCGGGGCUACGACCCUGGAGUCAACGCCGGCAUCGUCAACGCCUUCGCCACCGCGGCCUUCCGGUUCGGCCACACGCUGAUCAACCCCGUGCUCUACCGGCUGGACGCCAGCUUCCAGCCCAUCCCGCAGGGCCACGUGCCCCUGCACAAGGCCUUCUUCUCCCCGUUCCGGAUCGUGAACGAGGGCGGCAUCGACCCGCUCCUCAGGGGGCUGUUCGGGGUGCCCGGGAAGAUGCGGGUGCCCACGCAGCUGCUGAACACGGAGCUCACGGAGCGGCUCUUCUCCAUGGCGCGGACAGUGGCCCUGGACCUGGCCGCCAUGAACAUCCAGCGGGGCCGCGAUCACGGCAUCCCGCCCUAUCAUGACUACCGGGUCUACUGCAACCUGUCGGCUGCCCACACCUUCGAGGACCUGAAAAAUGAGAUCAAGAACCCUGAGAUUCGGGAGAAGCUGAAAAGGCUCUAUGGCUCACCACUCAACAUCGAUCUGUUCCCAGCCCUCAUGGUGGAGGAUGUGGUUCCCGGCAGCCUCCUGGGGCCCACCCUUCUGUGCCUGCUCAGCACACAGUUCCGGCGUCUGCGGGAUGGGGACAGGCUGUGGUACGAAAACCCGGGGGUGUUCUCCCCCGCCCAGCUGACGCAGAUCAGGCAGACGUCACUGGCCAGAAUCCUGUGCGACAACUCGGACAACAUCACCCACGUGCAGGCGGACGUGUUUCGGGUGGCGGAGUUCCCACAUGGCUACGGCAGCUGCAAGGACGUUCCCCGCGUGGACCUCCGGCUGUGGCAGGACUGCUGUGAAGACUGCAGGACCAGGGGACAGUUCAACGCAUUCUCGUACCACUUCCGGAGCAAGCGGUCUCUGGAUUUCAGCUACCAGGAGGAUGAGCCUACCAAAAGAGCGAGACCGCAGAAGGAGCUGAGUGCAAAGCACGGUGCACCCAGCAAUGCCACGACAGCUUCCUCCGAGCUCUCAGAAGGAACAGCGACAAAUGACUUCAAGGAAUUUGUCCAGGAGAUGCAGAGGACCAUCACAGACCUCAGAAGACAGAUCAACACGCUGGAGUCUCGCCUCAGCACCGCGCAGUGUGUGGACGCCGACGGCAAGUCCCACGCCAACCACGCAACGUGGAGAAGAGACGCGUGCAGCACCUGUGAAUGCAGAGAUGGGCAGGUCACCUGCUUCGUGGAAGCCUGCCAGCCUGCGCCCUGUCCUGAGCCCACGCGGGUGGACGGAGCUUGCUGCCCAGUCUGCGUAGAGGAACCUCAGGAGAAUACCCCGAGGGCCUCCUAGGCAGAGCCCCUUGAGCUGGUCUGCAGCGUCCUCCAGAGAUCAGAGCCGGGGUACUGGAGCUGCGGACCCCGGGGAAAACCCGGACCCCGGACACUCUGGACUGCCGCCCUGCUGUUCCCUGCGGCACGGGCUGCUUUGGACCCCACAUCGCAGAAGGAAGCAGCAGACAGGCAGGGGUGCAGAUGUCCGUCUUCACUGCAUGUUAGACUUCUCAGGAUUUUAUUUAAUUCUUUUAGAAUGAAAAAUUGGUGCUAUUGUAAAAUUGCACAGUUCGGUCAUUUGGGUUCCUAAAUUGAUUCUGCCUAAAAACGCUGUUUUUUGCUAAGUAAGGCAGCAUACCUCUGACGUCCUCUCUGCCUGGUUCUGAGACCUAGAGCUUCCAACAGGCGAGGCCUGAGAUCUGGCUGACAUCGAGGGAGCCCUUGCCUGGCAAAGGGACAGUCUUAAGCGCACAUUAAGCCAUCAUCUCUGCAGGACCCCUGAGGCCCGCCGCAUCCUGCCUGCCCUGCCUUCCACUGGGGCCCUAGCCUCUCAUUGACCUGUGACCCCGCCGCAGGCCUGUGACAGCGGCUGUAACCUCUCAGCUUGCCGGCAUCUACUCUUGACCCUGCCGCCAGGCCUGUGACAGCGGCUGUUGGAACUGUGUUUGGAGAAGGGCUUAGUUCCCGUCGCUGCGUGUGCACACGGCCUUGCUGUGGACGGUACUCUCUGGUCCACAUGGCAUCCAAAGACCUCACAGAGACCACAGGCAUUGGCAGGCAGGAUGGUCCCCAGAAGGACUAGACCCCUUUUCCAGAUCCUUCUGAUGGGUGACGGGUAGGUGGGCCAGACUUGAAUGUGGGGAAGUCUGAGUUACGUUGUUUAAAAAAACAAAAAAUCCAAAGUCCUAUACCUCACGGGUGCUUUUCAGUGCACGAUGUUUAUAAAAUCGCCCACUUUUUAGGUGUUAGAUGUGGUACAAAAUCAAAAUUCUAUGCAAAAAGAAGUUUAAUUCAGCGAUGAGCAACAUCAUACCUCAUGGUCUCUUUUUAACUGGCCAGAACUUUCCAUUGUAUUCUCCGCACGGAGUGGCCUCUGAUGGGAGGACCAUCCCUGAAGUCGAUCUCUGCUCGGUGCCCUUGUGGGGUGGGGCAGGCCGCACGGCCCUGCCCAGGGGUCGGCACACCUGGUGGCGGAAGUGCCAGGGGGUCAUGCCCACGAGCACACCGGCGUGCGUGGCGUGUGCACCACCCGUGCCCGAGGGGAGGUGGAAGGAGGCGCUGUGGACAGCGGCCGCGGCCUGCUCCGGCACCUUCACCACAGACGCACGCGUUGCCUUGCAAGGGUGGUCCUCUAGUGUUGCCCUUCUCUUGUAAGGACAGACGGAGGCUGUUUUGUGUUUCUGCAAUAGAAAGCCAGGUUUCUUGGUGGGGAUUCUGUGAGGGGCCUGUGAGUUUGUCUAAGACGUGGUAGUGAUGUAACUGCUCAGGUGUGGGAGCGGGCGCGGGGCUUGCCGUGGGCGCGGGGCUUGCCGUGGGCGCAGCCCGCCUCCUGUUGUGUCCUGGGGCAGGCGGGUGGGGGCGGAGCUCAGGCUUUAGACCAGUGGAGGUAGGCUGACUGAUUCAUAUGAAAUUCUGUAACUCAAGCCAAAACGUCUGCAGAAUGACCAGUCGGAUCUUCUGUCUUCAUGACCCCAGACGGCGGGCGGCUCCGGGGUGCACUCCGCAGCACCGUGGGCUGUGAGAGGUGAAGGCCGUGUAUAUAUUUACUUUCUAACUGUGGCCAUUGGCCCAAUGCUGGUGUUAUGUUCAUUGUAUUCAGUAAGUACCAAAGACCUGUUUGCACUUUGUAACGACACCUUUCAGUUCAAAUAAAAGGGCCACAUUUCAA